AAACAAAAAUUACAUUGUUCGCCCAUGUGUGAAAUGGAACCCUGAUGUAAAAUAAUAACAUCUUUUGUUCGUAUUUAUAGUGCAUGUUAUCCUUCAUUGGCAAGCUCUCCACUGGUUUUUUAAGGAAGUAUUGUAGUAGAAUAAUCUCUGCAGAGUCGGAAAUGGCCGCCAAAAGCUAUCCUUUGGAACUCGAUCCUCCUCCAGAUUAUAUUGCGUCUCGUAAUGCAAUUUUUGAUCGUUUGAAAGCCGAGUACCUUGCAGAAAUUGAAGCUAAAGAGCCACGCCCUAUCAAGGUGACGCUACCUGAUGGGAAAGUAAUGGAGGGUCUGUCAUGGCGUACAACACCUUACGACAUAGCGUCUCAAAUUAGCAAAGGACUAGCUGAUAAUGCUGUCAUUUCUAAGGUUAAUGGGUCUGUUUUCGACCUGGAGCGUCCGCUUGAGGAAGACUGCACUUUGGAAUUAUUGAAAUUUGAGGACCCAGAGGCUCAGACUGUGUUUUGGCAUUCAACUGCUCACAUACUAGGAGAAGCAAUGGAGAGACACUAUGGUGGUUGUCUUUGUUAUGGCCCUCCAAUUGAGAGCGGAUUCUAUUACGACAUGUUCAUGGAAGGAAGGCAGGUUUCUCCUUAUGAUUUUGAGAAGUUGGAUACACUAAUGAAAAAGGUGACAAAGGAGAAGCAACCUUUCGAAAGACUAGAAAUGAAGAAGGAAGAUCUUUUGGAAAUGUUCAAGUAUAACAAGUUCAAGCUCCGUAUUUUGAAUGAAAAGGUGACCACGCCCACCACAACCGUGUAUAGGUGUGGCACUCUCAUUGAUCUCUGUCGUGGUCCUCAUGUCCGUCACACCGGAAAGAUCAAAGCCUCUCUCAUUACUAAGAACUCCUCCACUUAUUGGGAGGGUAGAGCUGAUGCCGAGGGUCUCCAAAGGAUUUAUGGGAUAUCGUUUCCCGAUAGCAAGCAGUUGAAAGAGUGGAAGACACUGCAGGAGGAAGCUGCAAAAAGAGAUCACAGAAAAAUUGGACGAGAUAAAGAGCUGUUUUUCUUUCAUGAGCUAAGUCCUGGCAGUUGCUUUUUCUUGCCCAGAGGAGCCCAUAUCUAUAAUACACUCAUUGAAUUUAUCAAGUCGGAGUACAGAAAGAGAGGAUUUCAAGAGGUCAUGUCUCCUAAUAUAUACAACAGCAAGCUAUGGGUCACUUCUGGACACUGGCAGCAUUAUGCUGAGAACAUGUUCCAGUUUGAUAUUGAAAAAGAACGAUUCGCAUUGAAACCAAUGAACUGCCCAGGACACUGUUUGAUGUUCAGCCAUCGCCAACGGUCCUGGAGAGAACUCCCCCUGAGGUUUGCCGAUUUUGGCGUUCUUCAUCGGAACGAGCUCACUGGUGCUCUCUCAGGGCUCACUCGUGUGCGAAGGUUCCAACAAGACGAUGCACAUAUCUUCUGCACCUUUGAACAAAUAUCAUCAGAGAUAAAUGGCUGUCUUGAUUUUCUUAAAAGCGUUUAUGGUAUUUUCGGUUUCACGUACAACCUUUUCCUCUCCACAAGACCAAAGGACUUUAUGGGAGAGCCAGCACUGUGGGACAAAGCUGAAAAGCAACUAGAAGAAUCUUUAAAUUCUUUUAAUGUCCCUUGGAAGCUUAAUCCUGGAGAUGGAGCAUUUUAUGGACCAAAGGUACUCUACAGUACACAUUCACAUUCACAGCUAUUCAAUGUACUAAAUUUAAUAUCAAGCCUUCAAGAUGCCAUGUACAAAUGCACAUACACACGUACAUGUACAUGUAUAUGUAGGUACUAAGGCUUUAUGU
Molecule: messenger RNA, 1803 nt
Organism: Amphimedon queenslandica
Lineage: Eukaryota; Metazoa; Porifera; Demospongiae; Haplosclerida; Niphatidae
Product: threonine--tRNA ligase, cytoplasmic-like
Exons: 14
Coding region: 84-1793 (569 amino acids)
Biological process (GO): threonyl-tRNA aminoacylation
Cellular component (GO): mitochondrion; cytoplasm
Molecular function (GO): ATP binding; threonine-tRNA ligase activity
Source: RefSeq, a predicted model, not a curated record